GCUGCCGCGGCGGGCGGAUCUGCAGGAGGCGGCGGCGGCGGCGGCGGCCGAGGCCGAGGGAAGAUGGCGGACGGCGUGGACCACAUAGACAUUUACGCGGAUGUGGGCGAAGAGUUCAACCAGGAAGCAGAAUAUGGUGGACAUGAUCAGAUAGAUUUGUAUGAUGAUGUCAUCUCUCCAUCUGCAAAUAAUGGCGAUGCCCCAGAAGAUCGAGAUUACAUGGAUACUCUCCCUCCAACCGUUGGUGAUGAUGUGGGGAAAGGAGCAGCACCAAAUGUUGUCUAUACAUAUACUGGAAAGAGAAUUGCAUUGUAUAUUGGAAACUUAACAUGGUGGACAACAGAUGAAGACUUGACCGAAGCAGUCCAUUCUUUGGGAGUAAAUGAUAUUUUGGAGAUAAAAUUUUUCGAGAAUCGGGCAAAUGGCCAGUCAAAGGGGUUUGCCCUCGUUGGUGUUGGAUCUGAAGCAUCUUCAAAAAAGUUAAUGGAUUUGUUGCCUAAAAGAGAACUUCAUGGUCAGAAUCCUGUUGUAACUCCAUGCAAUAAACAGUUCCUGAGUCAAUUUGAAAUGCAGUCCAGGAAAACUACACAAUCAGGACAAAUGUCUGGGGAAGGUAAAGCUGGUCCUCCAGGAGGCAGUUCACGUGCAGCAUUUCCACAAGGUGGUAGAGGACGGGGCCGUUUUCCAGGGGCUGUUCCCGGUGGGGACAGAUUUCCUGGGCCAGCAGGACCAGGAGGGCCACCCCCUCCUUUUCCAGGAAAUUUGAUCAAGCAUCUUGUUAAAGGAACUCGGCCUUUGUUCCUGGAAACUAGGAUUCCAUGGCAUAUGGGGCACAGCAUAGAGGAAAUACCCAUUUUUGGCCUAAAAGCUGGACAGACUCCGCCACGUCCACCCUUGGGUCCUCCAGGCCCACCUGGCCCACCAGGUCCUCCACCUCCUGGUCAGGUUCUGCCACCUCCUCUAGCCGGGCCUCCUAAUCGAGGAGAUCGCCCUCCACCACCAGUUCUGUUUCCUGGACAACCUUUUGGGCAGCCUCCACUGGGUCCACUUCCUCCUGGCCCUCCACCUCCAGUUCCAGGCUACGGCCCCCCUCCUGGUCCACCACCUCCACAACAGGGACCACCUCCACCACCAGGCCCUUUUCCACCUCGCCCACCUGGUCCACUUGGACCACCCCUUACACUCGCUCCUCCUCCGCAUCUUCCGGGACCACCGCCAGGUGCCCCGCCGCCAGCUCCACAUGUGAACCCGGCUUUCUUUCCUCCGCCAACUAACAGUGGCAUGCCUACAUCCGAUAGCCGAGGUCCACCACCUACAGACCCAUAUGGCCGACCGCCACCGUAUGAUAGGGGUGACUAUGGCCCUCCGGGAAGGGAAAUGGAUACUGCAAGAACACCAUUGAGUGAAGCUGAAUUUGAAGAAAUCAUGAAUAGGAACAGGGCAAUCUCAAGCAGUGCUAUUUCAAGAGCUGUGUCUGAUGCCAGUGCUGGUGAUUAUGGGAGUGCUAUUGAGACUUUGGUAACUGCAAUUUCUUUAAUUAAACAAUCCAAAGUAUCUGCUGAUGAUCGUUGCAAAGUUCUUAUUAGUUCUUUGCAAGAUUGCCUUCAUGGAAUUGAGUCCAAGUCCUAUGGUUCUGGAUCAAGAAGACGUGAACGAUCAAGAGAGAGGGACCAUAGCAGAUCACGAGAAAAGAGUCGGCGUCAUAAAUCCCGUAGUAGAGAUCGCCAUGAUGAUUACUAUAGAGAGAGAAGCAGAGAACGAGAAAGACAUCGGGAUCGGGACCGAGAUCGGGACCGAGAACGUGACCGAGAGCGAGAGUAUCGUCAUCGUUAGAAGCUGAAGGAAGAGGAACACCUUCCAAGACAAAGCAGCCUUCAUGGGGGAAAAUGAUGCUUGUCCAGCAGUUUGCUUCUUGUGAUUGAACUGAACGUGUAAGGAUUCAUGGAUAAAAUGAACAGGAAUAGAUCUGAAUAAAGCAAAUCUGCAUAAAUGGUAACCAGUAGCUCUACUUUUAUUUUUUAUGUUGCUUAACUGUUUUAUUUGAAGGAAACCUGUGUGAUUUAAAAAGUUAUAGCUUUUGCAACUUUAUUACUGGUUAUAUACAUUUGGCCAUUAUAAUGUGCAAGCAAUUGGAAAAAGUCAAGUAUUUGCUUGUUUUUAUAGUAGUUUGUUCUUGUUAAAAAUGUUCAUAUGAUAAUGUCUGUAAACAGCACCACUUUGAUUACAAUAGAUGUAGUGUUGUAAUAAACUGUUUAAUGGGGCUGAUGUGUAAAGCUGUUCAAGUUAUUUGAUGUUUACACCUCAGGGAAAGUCUUGUGUUCAGCAAUAUCUAAAGAUAAUGUUACUAUGACAACAUUUUUACUGUCCUUUAAAAAAGCAUUGCAAUAGCGUUUUGGAUAUGCAUCAAUCUAAUCUUGCGUUCAGUGAAUUAAACAUACUAAUUAAGUGUCUCUUGCCCUUGGUUUUGAUAUUAGAAUAGGUGAUCACAUGGAAAUUUAAUAUUUCUAUAUUCUGCUUUUCUAGCUGUUUUUACCUAGUUAGCUUGUGAUUUUGCUGAAUGGUAUGUAAACUUGUAAAAACUGAAAUUUGACAGAUGUAGCAAUCCAGUCAAUGUGUUAGGGAUCAAGAAAAUUUGAGAUUUUAACAUUUUAGUAAAAAAAUACCAUACAUGUUUGCUGUAGUAAUGCAGCUUAAUUACAACACAGAUGUACUGAAACACUUCAUUGUGAACUGCUAGCAUUGAAGAGAUUUUGACAGUUCUGAUUUGAUGCUGCAGUUAUUUGCUGUGUUUUUUAUUGAUGGUGCUUAUGGUUUAGCUUUGAAACCAUGGGCAGUAUAAAUACAGCCAUGCAGCAGAUAAAUCUGAGUAAAGAGACCCUCAGUUUUAUUUUCAGUUUGCAUAGAUUUCUGAAGAUUGUGAUACUUACUAACAUUGGGCUGUAUUCUCCAGUGAGAGUCAUGGAAGGUUAUAGGCAUACCCUGUCUCCAUAGUUCAAGGAAGUCUGUGUAUAUUCAUGUAACCUGUUGAUUCAUGCUAGAGUUAUUUAAUCAAAGAUGUUCUUUCAAACCUAUUGUACAUGUAGGCCCACUGUAGGAGCACCUGGCUGGUGUGUGUUCUUAAUUGCAGAAUUUAGCAGAGGCAGAAUGUUGACUUGAUCAGAUAUUUUUAUAGGAAGGUAAUUCUGAAUCACUACUUCAGAAAUUUGAGUAAAAUCCUUCAGCCAGUUAAUAUGUUUUUAAAUAUAGUUUUAAGAUCUGAUUAUCUUUUUGAGAGAUCUUUUGGUGAUACACAUUGUUUUUUAAAGUGUAGCCAAAUUUUAGAAUAAUGCUUAAAGUAUUAGGUGUACCAUAGAUGUUAGACAGUGUGCAGCUGUAGAAACCUUCAGAGAUUUGCACUGCCAUUCUUCAGUCUCUUCUUGUCUGCUGUCCAGUUACUUCUCACAAAAUUAGCUGUUUCAGGUUCUCCAUAGUACUGCCAGUUUUAUUUUAAAACAUUAUGUGCUUGGAGUAUUUGUGCAUGGAAUCAUUGGUGUUUAUGGAACUGUUUGCUCUCAGAAAUGAUACUUUGUUUUAAUCUCGUUGAAAUGCAGUUGCCUUUUAAACAUUAUUUGAGUUGUAUCAAAAUCUAUUUUCUGUUUUUGUGAAUAGGUGUUGUAAGUUUUUGUUAUUUCUUAGCUUUUUUAUAUUUUAAUUACAAUGUGAAGAAGUAUGGGCAUAAAUAUAUAACAGGAGAAAUUAGUUAAUAGUAAGAUUAAAAGGUAAGUAAAAUGUCCAUGAGGAAAAGUUUCUCUGAAAAACUUUAAAGUGGAAUCACAAACUCUUAACUGCACUUGAACUUGAAACAAAACUGGAAAUUUUGUACUAAUUGCAUCCUUUGUUUGCCUUUUUUUUUGUAUUAGUGAAACGUUUUAAUUGCUCCUUCUGUAUCAUUCUCCCCUGCUGGCAGAUCACAUUCCAUGCUUUUUAUUGCAGACAGUGUCAGUGGACUAGAAUUACCGCUGCUAGGCCGUUAUUUUUAAGUGUUGUCAGAAGGACUUCACUUUUUGGUUUGACCAAGUAAUCUGGCAGAGUCCUUCUCUACCUGAUAAUACAUGAAUGUGUAGCAGUAAAGGUAAACAUUACAAACCUUGUUGUAUUCCUCAUACCCCUCUUGUUGCUUAUGGGCUGAUAAUUUUUUUUAAUUUGUAAGAAAAUUCCAAAGAGAUAAAUCCUUGUAUUGACACCAAAAAGGAAAAAAAAAAAAAAGAAGAAGAAAACAGUGUCUCAGACACCUUUUCAUUUUUUUCUUAACUGUAGUUGAGAAGAAAACACUUCAGUUGUAUUUUGAACCAUAGCAUUUAUUGGUGCUAUGCAGUCACAUUCCUUUCAGCCAGUAGUAAAGUGAUGGGUGAGUGUUAAACAGCACCUGAAUGGUACUGCUUCCAAAAGCAGCACUUUGAACUGAAUGUGCUGAUUUGGUUCAAGGAAGUAUGUUGUGGGAAGGAUAUUUCUGUGUAAAUUUGCAAAUUUAUUUUGUCAAGUUUCAUAAGCAAGAUUUAGAAUAAGUUCUGGCUGUUGAUCAUAAUUUAGCCCAUUUAAUGGCCCCCUUUACUCAAAAGGUUCUUAAGCAGUUAACUGCAAUUUAGAGUUUGCAAAUAACUUGUAGCUUAAGGUGUUAAUUUCAUUUAAUUCUCCUGUGGAGAAUAUUGCUUUAUUUUUUACUAGUUAAAGGUCAGUUCUUAAAACAAAUAUGGAGGUUUUAAUGAAUGUUGUAUAAUAUUUUAUAGUGAAACGGGAAAAUAGUUGAAAGGGUAAAGACUUUAUCUUUCCCUUGUAUAUUUAAAUGUGCCAAUCACCUAAAUACAUGCUGUUUUUAUAUGAUGAGAUGCUACUACAAAAUUUUUCUGUUGGAGUGCUCUCUACAUUUUGGUUUUCAUAUCUGAAUGAUCAUUGCAUUUUCUGUAUCUUAAAAAAUGGCUCCAGUUUUGUGUUUGAAGCUUCAGCUUAAGUUAUCUUAAGAGGAAGUUUAUGUUCUAAUUCUUUACUGAGAAUACAGUAUUGAGAUUCUCACUGUUUUGUAGAUAACUGCUUUUUAAAUUUUUAUUCAUUAAGUUCAUUUACAUCCCACAGCCCUCUGUAAAUGUUUCCCCCAGUUGUAUGUACCUAAAUGCACGCUUAUCCAUUGUACAUAUUAGACAUUUUUGUGCUAAAAUAUAUUAAGUGGGAUUUUUGUAGCAAAGCAUUCUAUUUUUCUGUUCUUACAGUGUGUGUAUGUGUGUUUUUUUUUAACAUUAACCUUCAGUUUAAACACUGGUGUAUUUUUUUUAAGCAACUUGACUCUUAGAAGCCUUAGACUAAUUUUUAAAAUAAAUAUUCAACCAAAAAUUAUAAAUAUAUUAAGAUGUGGCCUUACGUAUGGCAUUCCUUGUGUUUGUAAUAUGAGAUUUUUAAUCUAGAGAAAUCAAGGUUGAAGGUUAAAGUUUUGUCGUAGGUUUAACCAUAAAAUGUGUUAAAAAGUGUCUAGGCUUCUGGGAAAAAGUUCUUAUACUCUUCUUUCUUGACAUUAGAAAGAAGCAAUAUGAGUAUGAAUAUUCAAAAUAUUCAGGCAGUUGUAUCUUCAGAUUGAGUCAGGUUUGUUUUAACUAAUGUUUCUUUAAAAUUUCAGGUUUUUGGCAUUCACUCUCUUGAGAGUGCAGCUACUGUGUUUUUUUUCUUCAUGAGUUGUGUAAACCUUGGUUACAUACAGAUGUUAAUGUUUUUGAAGACUUCCUGUUACAUUAAUUAACAUCUCUUGUUAUGGAAGUCUUAAAAUAUUAGGUAGAAUUUAAUUGAAGUCACACAGAUCUUGAAAUGGUGUUUGUGGAUAGUAAAUACUACCAAGAAUUUUUCAUGUGGGAGUAUCCUAAAACUUCACUCACCAUGGGUGUAAAUGUUUUACAUUAAUUUCAUAAUUGGAUGGACCCUGCAUUUAGUGAAAGCAUUUCAUUUUGAAGGUGUGUUCUUUUUGUCCCACGGUUACUGCGUAACACUUCUCAGCAUUUUGUAAGUUAUUUUCAAAUAUUAUGGCAAACUCAUGUUUAUUUUCUUACUUUGAAAAUUGUAGUACUCAGGUGGUAUUUAAUGGGAAAGGAUCCUUUGGGUAAAUCAUAAUGUAUUCUAAGGAAUGCAUCUAUAAAGCAUUGUUGACUUAGCCUUAAAAAAAGGUCUAUUUAUUCUUCUUCCUCUCCAUCCCAUGGUAUAUUAUAGCUAACUAGUUUACAGCCCUGUGCAGCCUUACAAAAAUUGUUUUACAAUUUUUAAUGGAAAGCCCUUAACAAACAAAAUGUAUAUUACCAAUAUCCAUGAAUUACUGAAUCAGUUUGUAAAUAAUUUGUGUAAUAUCAGAAGGCCAAAGAAAGUCUUAAAAUUUUAGCUAUUGACUCGUGACUUCACAAUAAGAUUUCUGUGCAAAAGGUAAGGUAUUUGAUCAAAUAGACAUCUUUUUGAUGUCCAUAAGAACUAGACUUCCAUAUUAGCUUCUAUUAAAAAGCUUAUUACAUUUUAUUAAAAUGUUUGUAAUUAUGUUUUUGUUUUAAUGUUUACUUUGUCUUUUCUUUCUUUAGCAUUUAGGUGACUGUUCAGCAGUUUGCUAGGUGACCAUUGUUGGCCCUAAACUGCACUAGUAACAAGCAUGGUAUUUAUCUUGUAUUGAAAAUAAAUAAAAGAGUUUUGAUAAUA
Molecule: messenger RNA, 6696 nt
Organism: Lepus europaeus (European hare)
Lineage: Eukaryota; Metazoa; Chordata; Mammalia; Lagomorpha; Leporidae
Gene: CPSF6
Product: cleavage and polyadenylation specific factor 6
Exons: 11
Coding region: 64-1833 (589 amino acids)
Biological process (GO): mRNA alternative polyadenylation
Cellular component (GO): mRNA cleavage and polyadenylation specificity factor complex
Molecular function (GO): mRNA binding
Source: RefSeq, a predicted model, not a curated record